CCGUUUGCCUCCAUAGCAGAGCUUCCACGUUCCCAAAUCCUCCUCAUCAGAGAUGGUGCCUUGGUCUGCCCAAGUUCUCCUGCCCAUUGCUCUGGUGAUUGCAGGCACCAUGGUGGCAGGACUCUUUUGUCCUUGCACUCAGGGAUGCUGUGCCAAUGCCUGGUUUCAAUACAAAGAUGCUUGUUACCUACCAGUCACAGGCGAAACUCACGACUGGAGUACAGUUAAGGAGAACUGUGAAAGAUUCGGUACCCAUCUAGCCUCUGUUCAUAGCGACGAUGAGCAACGCUUCAUCUUUCACUUGAUGGGGCAACGAACGCGUUACUGGAUUGGCGCAGAGGGAACUGAUGUGUAG
Messenger RNA from Zootoca vivipara (common lizard), 355 nucleotides. NCBI's taxonomy places the organism in Eukaryota, Metazoa, Chordata, Lepidosauria, Squamata, Lacertidae. The record is from RefSeq and is a predicted model, not a curated record.